GAACGGAAAGCAAGCCAGAAUGGACAUUUACGACACUCAAACCCUGGGCGUUGUGGUCUUUGGUGGAUUCAUGGUGGUGUCCGCCAUUGGCAUUUUCCUGGUGUCGACCUUCUCCAUGAAGGAGACGUCCUAUGAAGAAGCUCUAGCCAACCAGCGCAAGGAGAUGGCAAAAACUUAUCAUCAGAAAGUAGAAAAGAAAAAGAAGGAGAAAACGGUGGAGAAGAAAGGAAAGACCAAGAAAAAAGAUGAGAAACCCAACGGGAAGAUCCCUGACCACGAGCCAGCCCCUCAAAUGACCGUCCUCCUCAAAGACCCAGGGCGGCCACCUGCAGUGGCUGUGGCUCCAACUUCAGUCCAUCCCCCUGUGGUCAUUUUCCCUAUAGCCACGGUGCCAGCCAUGCCCCAAGAGAAGCUGGCCUCUUCCCCUAAGGACAAAAAGAAGAAAGAGAAAAAAGUAGCAAAAGUGGAACCAGCAGUCAGUUCUGUGGUGAAUUCUGUCCAGGUUCUUGCCUCAAAGGCUGCCAUCUUGGAAACCGCUCCAAAGGAGGGCAAAAAUGCAGAUAUGCUUCAGAGCCAGGAGGCACCAAAGCAAGAGGCUCCUGCAAAGAAGAAGUCUGGUUCAAAGAAGAAAGGCGAGCCUGGGCCCCUGGACACCGACAGUCCUCUCUACCUCCCCUACAAAACGCUGGUCUCCACAGUCGGAAGCAUGGUCUUCAGCGAGGGUGAGGCCCAGCGGCUGAUUGAGAUCCUGUCUGAGAAAGCUGGCAUCAUUCAGGACACCUGGCAUAAGGCCACGCAGAAGGGUGACCCUGUGGCGAUUCUGAAACGCCAGCUGGAAGAGAAGGAAAAGCUGCUGGCCACAGAGCAGGAAGAUGCGGCUGCUGCCAAGAGCAAACUGAGGGAACUUAAUAAGGAGUUCACAGCAGAAAAGGCCAAGGCAGCAGCCGGGGAGGCCAAGGUGAAAAAGCAGCUGGUGGCCAAGGAGCAGGAGAUCACAGCCAUGCAGGCCCGAAUGCAGGCUAGCUACCAGGGGCACGUGAAGGAGGUGCAACAGCUGCAGGGCAAGAUCCGGACUCUUCAGGAGCAGCUGGAGAAUGGCCCCAACACACAGCUGGCCCGCCUACAGCAGGAGAACUCUAUCCUGAGGGAUGCCUUGAACCAAGCCACGAGCCAGGUGGAGAGCAAGCAGAAUGCAGAGUUGGCCAAGCUCCGGCAGGAGCUCAGCAAGGUCAGCAAGGAGCUGGCAGAGAAGUCGGAGGCAGCACGACAAGAGGACCAGCAGCGGAAGGUUCUGGAGUCCAAAGCAGCUGCAUUAGAGAAGCAGAUCCUGCAGUUGCAAGCGUCUCACAAGGAGAGUGAGGAGGCCCUGCAGAAACGCCUGGAUGAGGUCAGCCGGGAGCUCUGCCGCGCUCAGACCAGCCACGCCAGCCUUCGGGCAGACGCCGAGAAGGCUCAGGAGCAGCAGCAGCAGCUGGCCGAGCUGCACAGCAAAUUACAGUCGUCCGAGGCGGAGGUGAAGAGCAAGUGCAAGGAGCUGAGUGGUCUACACGGGCAGCUCAAGGAGUCCAGGGCGGAAAAUUCCCAGCUCACAGAGAGAAUCCGGUCCAUCGAAGCCCUGUUGGAGGCAGGGCAGGCCCGGGACGCCCAGGAUGCCCAGGCCAGCCAAGUGGAGGCCAACCAGCAGCAGGCACGCCUUGAGGAAUUGGAGUCCCAGGUGCGGUGUCUGGAAAAGGAGGCCGCCGAGCUCCAGGAGGCUGUUGAGCAGCAGAAAGGGAGGAACAAUGAUCUCCGAGAAAAGAACUGGAAGGCAAUGGAGGCACUGGCCUCAGCCGAGAGAGCCUCCGAGGAGAAGCUGCGCUCCCUGACCCAGGCCAAGGAGGAAUCCGAGAAGCAGCUCAGCCUGAUGGAGGCACAGACCAAGGAGGCUCUGCUGGCUCUGUUCCCAGCACUUCCCAAUUCAGCCCACCAGAAUUACACUGAGUGGCUCCAAGAACUCAAAGAGAAAGGCCCGGAACUGCUGAAGCAGCUGCCAGUGAACACAGAGACACCCUUGGACCUGGCCUCCAAGCUGAGGGAGGCCGAGGAGACCCAGAGCAGCCUGCAGGCCGAGUGUGACCAGUAUCGCACCAUUCUGGCAGAGACAGAGGGCAUGCUCAGGCACCUGCAGAAGAGCGUGGAGGAGGAGGAGCAGGUGUGGAAGGCCAAGGUCGGCGCCGCAGAGGACGAGCUCCAGAAGUCACGGGUCACAGUGAGACAUCUCGAAGAGAUUAUAGAGAAGCUAAAAGGAGAACUUGAAAGUUCAGAUCAGGUGAGGGAGCACACCUCGCUUCUGGAGGCAGAGCUGGAGAAGCACAUGGCAGCCGCUAGUGCCGAUUGCCAGAGCUACGCCAAGGAGGUGGCGGGGCUGAGGCAACUUUUAUUAGAAUCUCAAUCUCAGCUGGAUUCAGCCAAGAGCGAAGCCCAGAAACAGAGCAAUGAGCUUGCCCUGGUCAGGCAGCAGUUGAGUGAGAUGAAGAGCCACGUAGAGGAUGGUGACGUAGCUGGGUCUCCGGCUGCUCCCCCAGCAGAGCAGGACCCUGUCGAGCUGAAAACGCAGUUGGAGCGGACAGAAGCCAUCCUGGAGGAUGAACAGACGCAGCGGCAGAAGCUCACGGCUGAAUUUGAGGAGGCUCAGAACGCGGCAUGUCGGCUGCAGGAGGAAUUGGAGAAGCUCCGUGCCAGCCCCCUCGAGUCUACAGAAGCAGAGGCAGUCACACAGCUGAAGGAGAGACUAGAAAAAGAGAAGAAGUUAACGAGUGACCUGGGCCGUGCUGCCACCAAAUUACAGGAGCUUCUGAAGACGACCCAGGAGCAGCUGGCGAAAGAGAAAGACACAGUGAAGAAGUUACAGGAGCAGCUGGAGAAAACAGAUGGUAGCAGCUCAAAGGAGGGCACCUCUGUCUGAGUCUCCUCUGUGGAAAAAGAAGUUACUGUUCAACUUACCAAAAUGCCUUACACAUUCCUCACAAAUACACAAACCAACAGCGUUAUCCAGGCCUAACUCCGGUGGCUCUGAGAAGCCAUUAGAGACCAGAGUCUCUUAGAACCACAGAAGUAGAUCUUCCAGACCCCCGUUUGUAAAAGAACUUGUCACAUUCGAUAAACACUAUUCCCCAGGACCAGCCCUGGAUCACCGCAGAGCAGACACCAAAGCCCUUACCAGUUGUGACAGACCCUGGGGCUGUGCUGGGGAGGCCGGGACCUCUGGCUGUCUGUAUGUCGAGAUCAGUGCAAUUGUCUCUCAGUGGGUCGGGAGGCGGGCGGACCAGGUGGUGAGUCUCAAAGGCUGUGGCACAGACUGGAGGGGCCCAGCCCAGCAAGGCAGCAGCCCCUUGCCCCUGGAAGAAGUUGCCAACCAGAACUGAUGUGUGACCUCCUGGAUGUUAAUGCCAUUAAAAUCAACAUUGUCGCCCGGCA
Miniopterus natalensis is the source of this 3456-nucleotide messenger RNA. The record is from RefSeq and is a predicted model, not a curated record. NCBI's taxonomy places the organism in Eukaryota, Metazoa, Chordata, Mammalia, Chiroptera, Miniopteridae.